UUGAGUUCUGGCCUCAGUGCCGAGACUUUUUCUCCCUCUACAAGGAGUCUUAGGAGCUGUGGGGACCUCUUACCGGCUUCUUCUAGUUUAUUCUUAGCACCUUGCUUCUGUAUCCCUCGGGAAUGCCACUGAGCUUAUGUGUCUGGUCUCUGGGAGCUGAGGUGGAUGGGCAUUUGUGACAGCACUAUGGGACUGAAAAGCACUCUCUUUGUGACGGCCCUCCUGCUCUCUGGUGCUGUUGCUGCUGUAAAGACUCAGGCUUAUUUCAAUGAGACUGCAUAUUUGCCAUGUCAAUUCAUAAACUCUCAAAACCGAAGCUUGGAUGAGCUGGUAGUAUUUUGGCAGAACCAGGAAAAGUUGGUUGUGUAUGAGCUAUACCAAGGCAAAGAGAAAUACGAUAAUGUAGAUUCCAAGUAUAAGAGUCGCCACAUCAGCUUUGAUGAGGAAAAUUGGACGCUGCAGCUCCACAACGUUGAGAUCAAGGACCAGGGCGAUUAUCAAUGUUUCAUCCAUCACAAAAGUCAUAAAGGACUUGUUCCGAUCCACAAGAUGAGUUCUGAACUGUCAGUGAUUGCUAACUUCAGUCAACCAGAAAUACUGGAAGAUUCUAAUACAUCAAGCAAGUCCUACAGAAACUUGACUUGCUACUCUGUACAAGGUUACCCACACCCUGAGGAGAUGUAUUUUUUGCUAAGAACUGAGAAUUCGACUACCAAGUAUUCUCCUACCAUGCAGAAAUCUCAAGACAACAUCACAGAACUUUACAAAGUUUCCAUCAGCUGGUCUUACUCAGGCUUUCAUGAUCCCUCCAAUAGGAGCAUCACCUGUGUCCUCUGUGUCCUGGGGAUGUGUCUUUUCUCCAAACCUUACAAUAUAGUGCCACCUAAGACACACCUACCUCCGAAAGACAACAUGCUAUGGAUUGCUGCCCCUUCGCUGGUCAUUGUUGGCGUGAUGGUAUUCUUUCUAGCACAGUGGAAGAGGAAGAAGAAGCAGCCUGACCUCUCUCGUGAACGUCAUGAAAGUGAAACCAUCAAAAUGGAGGGCGAAGAGAGCAAAAACGCCACGCACCAGCAAGUCCCGACCCUGCAACAUUGUUGAAAGAGAGUAGAAGCCCACGCACUUGAAAGGUCUGAUGAAGAAGCCCAAUGCAUUGUUAGCAUCUUGAAGACACGCUCUUCAGAAGACAAUAGUGCUACACAGUUUUAAUUAAAGUGUAAAGUCCAUAUGAGUAUUCAGUUUUUAUACCCUUUCCUUUGCAAGUUUCUAGCCAAUCUCUUUGUUGUCUCUCGAAAUGUUCCCAGAAGACAAGAAAAUAUUACCAUUACUAAUAGUGGGGCUCUAGGCCUCCCUGUAAGUGAAAUAGCCUACUCAUAAUGCCAGCUCCUCUCCCUAUGCCAAGAACAAACCUGAAUUCUCUAACUGCUUCUUCUCAUCUCAGAGCAUACUUGAGAGCUAAGCCCACCCAAAUGGUUCCUGGCCCAGGAAUAAUGCUUAGGACCAAUGCCUCCUUUGAAACUCUAGCCGCCUGUCUUAGUUUUAGAAAUUGUGAUUGUAUGUAAAACUCCCAUUUCCUGAAAUCCUGACUUUUAUUUGCCCUGAAUUCUAAGGUGGUGCCUCAUCUCAUCUUGUAUACCUGGGACUGAACAACUACCUCUUUAGUCUGGAUGGGAGUUAUGUCUUGUACGGCUUUCUGGUUGUCAUGUUAAUAUUUUGAAAUACAAAGAAACCUGUGCUAUAAUAAUCACUGUGUACUGGAGAAAAGUCUACCUGCUAGGGUUAGGCUCUGUGAGGAAAGUGUGCUGGCAGCAAUGAACGGACCAACUCCAAUUCGGGAAAUUAAGAGACAGAGAUAGAACCAGCUCUGGAUUCUGGAGCCAUUUCUAUCUGGACUAUUGCUGAUAUUGAAGGGAUCCAUAUACCCAGCAAGCUACUAAUAAGCCUUAGCAGAGAGCAAUGAAUCAAGCAGGAAAGCACUAAACACUGUGAACCUUAUUUCUGUUCUUGAAAAGAUGACUGGGAUAAUGGUCUGAGGCAACUGUGCAAGAGUCAAUAGAGACAUCAAAAUACUCAAAAGAGAAAGAGGGAAAAAGAAACAUCUCAGCCAACAGAGACGCCCAUGAAAUGGCCAGUCCUUCUAGAAGACUUGGAACAAGCAACAGAUGGACAGCCUAUCCAUAUGGAGUGAAGACAGCCAGCAAUUUCCCUGGUGGUCAGUGAGAGAAUUUGAUGAUAACCAAGUUACUGUUUUGUUUUAUCUGGCUGGAAGCAGAGCUGGGGAGAGAGAGCUAUCAUCUUGGUAAUGGGAUAAACAAAGAGAGGCUUGGAACUCUUUCAAGUAAUAGUGGAGAGAGAAAGAGCUGAAGUGAGAACCCGAAGGACCGGGACUAAAAUCAUCCAGAGGCUUGUUUAGCCUGUAUAUCCUGAGGAGAUACCAGUUGGAGGAGAUACUGGUGGAGGACUAGCGAAUUUGUGUCUGAGAACUGUUUCUGCUCAAGACAACGACAGUAAAACUGAGUGCAGGAGAUGGAUAUAGUAGCUCAGUAGAAAUGAGUUAGGAAGCCCUGGCUGUAAGGAGGCAUCCCUAAGGAAUGGAACAGCCUCAGUCUAAACCUCCGAGAACUUCGGGAGGCACAAGCCCUAUGAAGCUAGGGAAAAUGACCCAAUCAAGCAAGGGAACACCCAUGACUCUGCACAUUUCAGAAGGCCUCAAGAAACGGGAGCUUGGUGUGUUUAGGAGAAUUAGUGCUGUGAUGAAACCUUUUAGGAUAUGGAGAACCCAAAAAUGCGGAGAGGGAAGAAGAGGAGGAGGAGGAGUCCUGAAAGAGACAUCUUCUCUCCUCUCUGGGAAAGAGAAGUGAACUGAGUUCUGCUUGUCUCCCAGGGCCGCAUAUUAGGGUUACAUUAAAAGCUUCAGCAGAUUUCUUCAGAGCUUAGCAUGGAUGGAAUUAACCAUUUUAUUUGAUUGACAGGUGGAAAGAGAAGCACUUUGGGUGGAGAAAUUGGCUUAGAAGAAAAAAAUCACUCAGCCUCAGAGAUUUGGGAACCUCCAUUUGAAAAACACAUUUGCAAACCAAAAUCCAGAUUUAAAAGUUGGAAACAAGGAGCAUUAUGCGCAUGGGCCUGGAACUCUGCCCAAUGUUCAAAGCCUAGAUAAAAAGAUUUCUCCUCCACCAAGCCUUCUGUGUUCACCCUGAUGGAGGGAUAAUUCCCUUUUUUCCUCAUCUGAGUUUAUAUAAAAAGGGAAAACCUAUUACAUAAAGAAAUAGUUCUUUUUAUUCCACCUAAAGGGCCCUAACCAGUUGCUGUGGAGUCGAUUCCUACUCAUGAUGAACCCAGAUGUGUCAGAGUAGAGCUGUGCUCCACAGGCUUUUCAGUGGCCGAUUUUUCACAAAUAGAUCACCAAGCCUUUUGUUUGUGGUGUCUGUAAAGGUCCCUGGAGGGUUGUCAACUGCUGUGUUAGCCGUGCUCAGCCUUGUAAUAUCGCCAUUUGUGUGCCCUGUCCCUGCCUUCUUUAGACUUCAAAAACCUUGCUGGUUCCUACUAUGUGUUGUACAGAGUAGUUCUCAAUAAAUUUUUAUUAAAUUGAUUUAAAAGUCUACACUUUCUGCUUCCACUUCAACAGUACUCCUCAACCCUUGCAGCCUGCUGCUGCCCCCUUGGUCCUCCUCCUAUUACUUCCUUCCUCUUAACAUCUCUAUGGUAGGCCCAUUCUCCAGUCACCCUGGCUUGGAGCCUCUGAAUCAUCCCAAAUUCUCUCCUCCUUCCCCUCCCUUUACCCUUGUUUAGGAAAGGGGGCUUAUAUGCUUCUAUAUGUUUAUCUUAAUAAUGAGACAAAAAAAAUCCAGUGAAAGUGGUAUGUUCUGAGGACAA
Messenger RNA from Trichechus manatus latirostris (Florida manatee), 3873 nucleotides. RefSeq names its product CD86 molecule (gene CD86). Lineage: Eukaryota; Metazoa; Chordata; Mammalia; Sirenia; Trichechidae. Gene Ontology annotation, biological process: positive regulation of T cell proliferation; T cell costimulation; cell surface receptor signaling pathway. Gene Ontology annotation, cellular component: external side of plasma membrane. The coding region runs from base 166 to 1101 and encodes 311 amino acids. The record is from RefSeq and is a predicted model, not a curated record. The transcript is spliced from 7 exons.